AUGUUUAAAAUACAGGUAUGGGAUAUUACAACGAAGACCGCCCAAUAUUCUUUUGUUCACAAGGAGAGCAUUCAUGCACUUGAUGUCUCAAAAGAUGGCCGUUUGCUUGCAUCUGGUGAUGGCUGUGGCACUACCAAGCUUUGGAAUAUGGAAAGAGGAGUGAAAAAAAAGGAACUGAAGACUGUUGACGCAAGAAUUAAUUGUGUUAAGAUAUCCCCGGAUAGCUGUUUUGUGGCUGCAGGUGGCAACCGGGGCUCUGCUUGUGUUUGGGGCUUGAAGAGGAAAAACGCACAGAAAAGAACACUUCACCACGGAGGGGAGGUCGAGUCAAUAGCCUUCUCUUCGAAUGGUAAAUAUUUAGUUACUGGUGGAGGGGAUUCCCUCAGAUUAUGGGACCUGGACGCUGACGAAUGCCAUUCAGAGAUCGAGAAUUCUAGGCAUGGGUUCAAGUUCCUAUCGGUGUGUAUGACGCCAGACGAUAGGUGGAUUGCAGCUGCCUCAAUGGACGGAUCUAUCCGCUUCUGGGAUUACACAAUGGGGAAAAGCCACUAUAUAUUCAACGCGCAUAAGAACGCAAUUCGUUCAAUAGCGUUUAGUCCCCACGGUGGUUAUUUUGCGACAGCUUCUGACGAUGGGACUGUGCGUAUAUGGUCAUACGAGGGAAGAAGCCUCCGCCACAAACUGGACUCAGUCUGCUCAGCAGCCUUCUCUUCGGAUAGCAAGUAUUUAGUUACCGCAGCAAAGCAUACUCUCAAAUUAUGGGAAAUGGAUACUGGCGUGUGUCUUUCAGACAUUAGGGAUGACGAGCUCGUUUUCCUAUCCGUGUCUAUGACGCCAGACGAUAGGUGGAUUGCAACGACCUUAAAUGACGGGUCAAUCCGGUUCUGGGAUCGCACAACGGGAAAAAGUCACUGCAUAUUCCACGCACACAGAUGUUAUAUUAUUGACGAAAUAGUGUUUAGUCCCCACGGUGGUUACUUCGCGACAGCUUCCGACAGUGGGAUUGUGCGCAUAUGGUCAUACGGCCCGCAUAGGACACCAUAG
Trichoderma virens Gv29-8 is the source of this 1044-nucleotide messenger RNA. RefSeq lists its product as uncharacterized. The record is from RefSeq and is a predicted model, not a curated record. Gene Ontology annotation, molecular function: protein binding. Bases 1 to 1044 code for a protein of 347 amino acids. The transcript is spliced from 2 exons. Lineage: Eukaryota; Fungi; Ascomycota; Sordariomycetes; Hypocreales; Hypocreaceae.